Dreissena polymorpha is the source of this 3245-nucleotide messenger RNA. Its product is annotated as THO complex subunit 4-like. The record is from RefSeq and is a predicted model, not a curated record. Gene Ontology annotation, molecular function: mRNA binding. Lineage: Eukaryota; Metazoa; Mollusca; Bivalvia; Myida; Dreissenidae. The coding region runs from base 124 to 954 and encodes 276 amino acids. Gene Ontology annotation, cellular component: nucleus. The transcript has 6 exons. Gene Ontology annotation, biological process: mRNA export from nucleus.
UUUUCGAACCAGUCUGUACCGCCAAAGAAACAAACGCUUUGUGACACACGCGGAUAUUUUGUGUGAUCAAAGCGUUUCACUUGUUUUAUAAAUUCGAUAGUAAGACCAUCAUUAAGAUCCAAAAUGGGUGACAAAAUUGAUAUGAGUUUAGAUGAUAUAAUCAAAUCCAACAAAAAACCAGGACGAGGUGGCGGUCGUGGUAGUCGAGGUGGUGGUGGUGGAGGUGGGAGGGGAAACAGAGGAAGAUCCAACAGAGGCGGCGGGGGUAGAGGAGUGUUCCGUGGUGGUGUACAAAAGCGAAGAUUCUCUGGUGGCAAUAGACCGUUUGGCCGUUCUCCCAACAAAGGAAAUACUGAUGAUGUUUGGCAACAUGACAUGUAUGAUGGUAGUGGUGGAGCUGUCAAACGUCAACAGAUGAGGUCACCAGGUGCCUCUCUGGGAGCAGGAUCUGGCUCAGGAAAGCUGCACAUAUCAAACUUAGACUUUGGUGUCAGCGAGUCAGAUAUACAGGAAUUGUUCGCAGAGUUUGGACCAUUGAAGAAAGCCAGUGUACACUAUGACAGGUCAGGUAGAUCUCUGGGCACAGCAGAAGUCAUCUAUGAGAGACGUGCAGAUGCUGCUAAAGCCUUAAAGCAGUACAACAAUGUACCAUUAGACGGUCGUCCAAUGAACAUCCAGUUAAUAGGUGCCACAGAAGGUGGUCUGGGAGGUGCUUUAGGAGGCCGGGUGGGUGAGAGGCGAGGAGGCACUGCAGGAGGACAGAGGUUCGGUGGCGGCACCAGGGGAGGCGGACAGAGGCGCUCUAAUGGUUUCAGUGGAGGGCGUGGUAGGGGUGGCAGGGGACGUGGUUCCCGUGGUGGGAGGGGUAGAGGUGGCGGAGACAAGAAAUCUCUUACUGCGGAGGAACUAGAUGCGCAACUUGAUGCUUACAAUGCCAAGAUGGACACAGAAUAAAAGGAGUGGAUCGGACACAUCUCAAAAGUAAAAUAAAGGCUGAUGCAGACACAUUUUCAAGCAGAAGAAUAGUUGAAUGUGAGCCCUUACAAGCUGCUGCUGGACUUGGGUCUUCUAUGGAGCAGUAGGGUUUAUUUCAGACAUGAAUUGAUGUUCCACUCUUAACAUAAGAAUUGAACUGAAGGUUUUAAUAUGUUGAAUACAAAAUAUGUAGUAAAUAAUUUGUACCAUUGAAUUUACUGGGUAUUCCAGUGCAAUGUUUUUAUCGUCCAUUUUAUUUCAUACUCUUUAUUUCGUUUUUGCUAUUUGAACAUUGAGUGCAUAUUAAGACAUUUGUAAGGAGAUUUUAUCUGGUUGUCAGUCCAUAGGCGUUUCCUCUUUUUGAUGAAUAUUGAUGGUUGAUUUCUAUAACAAGUCUUGUUCCUUUGUAUGCUUUUUUAAACAAGUAGUUCAUUAAAUAGUCCUUAAUAAACCAAAUAGUUCUUACAUGUUAAAUGUUAUGCCAUGAAUAGAAGGGUUUUAAUCUGUAUGUAGAUUAAUUUAAUCUGUAUGUAUGUAGACAUUUCUGAUAUAAAUGGAACAAUUAUUAUUUCUCAAAAGUUUAUCCACUUACAUAUUAGCAUCAUUUUCAUUACAUUAUGGUGUGAAUAAGAUCUAUCAUCGUACUGCUCAUCAUUUCCCCAGUUACAGCCAAAAAUUCCCUAUUGAAAAUUUCUAAAAAUAAAUAAAUCCCUGCUCGGAAUUCAAAUCCCUAUACAGCUGUAUAAGUUAAAUCCACAUAAAUACUCCAAAUCAACAAAUAAUUGUAAAAUAUUUGGUGAAAUAAAAUUAACCCUUACAAAAUCAGCUUUUCUUAUAGCAAAAGCCAAAAUUUGAAAGUUAAACGUGGUCUGUUAACAUAGAUUUAACGAGAUACAAAAUGCUCGUUUUUAAAUUGUGUCACAUUAAAUUCCAUGUGAAUUUCCUAUGACAAUAUCCUAACAUUUAUGAGCAAACGCCAGAUUGGCUCUCGGCAGCGUUGGAGUUAGACAUAGUUCUCAUGAGCUGCUUAAGGCCAAUGUCGCGUCCCCACGUAAAUUUUCAUCACAGGAAAAUUCUCACAUGGAAUAUAUUGUCACACAAAAAUAAAAAUGAGCAUUUUGUAUCUCGCUAAAUGUAUUAAACCAGACCACAUCUAGCGCUGAAAUUUUGGCUAGUGCUAUAAGGAACACUGAUUUUUUAUGGGUUGACUUUAUUUUACUAAAAUUAUUACAAAAUAUUCGUUGAUUUUGAGUAUUCAUGUGGCUUCUAAAUAAGUUUUAUAUUGAAAACACUUAAUCACAAUCUUACCAAAGAUCAAUGUCCGAAUUUUAGUCAACAAAGCUCCUUUACCAAUCCAAAAGCGGCCAAAUUCCCAUAAAGUUGGAAAAAAUACUGAACAAUAAAACAAUAAUACAAAAAUAUAAAAUAAUAAUGAGAUGUUAUAAUUUUAAAGCAAUGCUUUUGUGCAUUAAAGCUGAAUUAAACAUUUAAAGACUAAAUGUCUUGAUUUUUUAUUGACCAGUAGUGGUCAUCACUAAUUGUUGUGAAUGUGAAUCAUGAAUGUUCAAGUGGUACAGGACAUAAAAUCAAUAAACAAUAUUUGUAAAUUGUUAACAUGUUGCUAUUCAAUGACAUUUUAUGUUGAAUUCACACUAAAAAAUUUGUUUUAGGUAUUAUAUGUAUUACAAAGAUUUCAUAUAAUAUCUUGCAGCAGUGUGUAAGAAAUGGUAUAUACUUGUGUGUAUUGUGUAAUGAGCUAAUGCAUAGCAGAAUAAAUGGUUUGUGGUUUGACCCCUUUAGUAUGAUGUUUAAUUUUAAGAUUUUUUCAGGAAAAUAUAUUACAUUAGGAAAUCGUCCUUGAGGGUUGCACAAUGAGUAUUAACAGUCUUGAUUAUUUUAGUUUAGUUGUGCUCACAUGUAUGAUUUGUGUAAACUAAUUAAAUCCAGUACAUUAUUAGCAGAUUGUUUUAAAAAUCGUGCUUUAAUAAAAUACUGAUAAUGGAGGUUUAGAAACAAACACAUGUCAGUACUUUUAUUAGAAAAUGCACCUUUUUGUGUGUAGGUUGUUCACCUGACACAUUGUAUUUAUGUUUUAAUUAUUUUUAUUUCUAAAGCACAUAUUUCAUUGUGAAUACCUUUUGUAUUGAAUCAAGCUCUGAUGUAAAUCAUUAAUAGAAUUGUGAAAAAUAACUAUGAAGAAAUCACUAUGUUUGACAUACAUGUAUUAUAUGUUUGUAUGUAAAUAGAAAAGAAAAACAUUUAUAUUUUAA